AUGAAUGUCAUGUUGUCCAAUCAUCAAGGCGUACCCCCGCUCCCUCAUGCAAGCGAAUCCCUCAAGCAGCGACGACUAUCCGAUUGUGGAUGUCAAUGUCAUAUCAGCCUUCCUCCCCCGGAGGAGCGAUGGUAUUGUGUCUUUGUGGGCACAGAUACGGGGCCCAUUCAAGGACGUGAGAAAGCAUUGAAGACCUACCAGAAUGUCUCUGGCGGAUAUGCUCGCUAUUGUCUGUCUCAAGACGAAGCCGAAGACAUGUACAGAGAUGCACUGCAAUCGUCUCAGGUUGUCCUUGUGAAGAAACCAACUCGCACAACCCUCAAGCUUCCUCAGCUUAGCGGUUUGAAUGGAUUUCGCAAUGGUGAUCCAACAGGUCCAGAAGAGGCGUCUUGGAUGGUAGUCUUAGUGGGUAGGAAUCCCGGAGUGUAUCUUCUUGAUGAUGUUGGGACUGUCGGAAUCCAGGAGAAUAUCAAGUUCAUCAAGGGUGCUCAGGCUGUUCCCUAUCGGUUGAGGUCAGAGGCGGUAGACGCAUUUACCUUGGCGUUGGAAGCAGGUGUGGUAGUAAUGGUUGAUCGUGGACGCGACAUUCGAAUACCAUUAACUCUAAAUACUACCAGUGUUGUUGACGGGGAGCCAUCUGUAAAGUCAGAGAUAGACAAUUGA
Psilocybe cubensis is the source of this 663-nucleotide messenger RNA. RefSeq lists its product as uncharacterized. Bases 1 to 663 code for a protein of 220 amino acids. The transcript has 5 exons. Lineage: Eukaryota; Fungi; Basidiomycota; Agaricomycetes; Agaricales; Agrocybaceae. The record is from RefSeq and is a predicted model, not a curated record.